UGGAGAAACAGGCAGAGAAGUUGUGGGGAGAUGGGAUGAUGAUGAUAAUGUGACUUGGUUGAACCCUGGAAACUGGCUGUGUUCAGUCUUUACGAUUUGUUGGACACUGAACCAUUGCAAGGCGCAAAUGAAGGCAGAUCUUCAGAAAUUGUGUUCUUAAGUAUGAUUUCAGAAGAAGAAAGAGAAGAAUUGAAGACAGAACUAGUUAAGCUUGAGGAAGAGGUAUCUACUUUACGCCAAGUUUUAUCCGCCAAAGAGAAGCACCGGUUGGAAAUCAAGCAGAAGCUUGGAAUGACCCUGAUGGAUGAGCUCAGACAGAACCUCAGCAAGGGCUGGCACGACGUGCAGACCACGUCCGCCUACAAGAAGACGCACGAAACUCUGAGUCAAGCCGGACUGAAGGCAACUGCGGCUUUAAAUAACAUGGGGAUGGCCAUCAGCAGGAAGUUUGGAGAUAUGAGGAAUUCUCCUACUUUCAAAUCAUUUGAGGAAAGGGUUGAGACCACUGUCACAAGCCUUAAGAUGAAGGUAGGAGGGGCCGGUGGCAGCAGCGGGGGCAGUUUUGAAGAGGUGCUCAGCUCCACAGCUCAAGCCAGCUCGCUGAGCUCUGCUCCGUCUGCCCGGUUUCCGGAACAGAGAGCAUCAGUGCUGGACCAGGAGCCCACGGGCCAAUGGACGCCCUUCCAGCAGCCGACAUCUGAUCCGCUCCUCGUGGCCGACACCCCCUUUGGGUACAAGAGAGGAGGCUGGUACUCACCGCCAGGAGGGUCGUGAGUCUCCUUAAACUGGCCUCUGAGGAGGGUUG
Ornithorhynchus anatinus (platypus) is the source of this 805-nucleotide messenger RNA. It is a transcript of the gene TPD52L1, whose product is annotated as TPD52 like 1. Lineage: Eukaryota; Metazoa; Chordata; Mammalia; Monotremata; Ornithorhynchidae. Gene Ontology annotation, biological process: positive regulation of MAP kinase activity; positive regulation of apoptotic signaling pathway. The transcript has 6 exons. The record is from RefSeq and is a predicted model, not a curated record. Bases 163 to 774 code for a protein of 203 amino acids. Gene Ontology annotation, cellular component: cytoplasm.